Molecule: messenger RNA, 204 nt
Organism: Mesocestoides corti
Lineage: Eukaryota; Metazoa; Platyhelminthes; Cestoda; Cyclophyllidea; Mesocestoididae
Source: the annotation of a GenBank genome assembly
AUGAUACUGGAAGAAGUACCGAAUCCCCCUGGUGCAGUCAGGAAUUCUGAAGUUGGAGGUCGCUUCCAGAAAAUCCGGUUGAUAGCUAAUUUGCGUAAGAAUUUCGCAUUCACGGUCGAGCUUCUUCCGGGUUUUUCUGAUCGCGACUCGCGCGAAACUCGUGUCGGUCGUUGUUUUAAACCAACACCGGCGAUCCUCGCCUAG